Molecule: messenger RNA, 2670 nt
Organism: Megalops cyprinoides (Indo-Pacific tarpon)
Lineage: Eukaryota; Metazoa; Chordata; Actinopteri; Elopiformes; Megalopidae
Product: protein ECT2-like
Exons: 24
Coding region: 1-2670 (889 amino acids)
Biological process (GO): nervous system development; activation of GTPase activity; regulation of cytokinesis, actomyosin contractile ring assembly
Cellular component (GO): nucleus; cell cortex
Molecular function (GO): guanyl-nucleotide exchange factor activity; GTPase activator activity
Source: RefSeq, a predicted model, not a curated record
AUGGCUGGUAGCAGUGCAGUAACCCAAAGUCUGCUGGUGGAGUCUUCAGUGUGCGACUCCAGGAUGCUAGAUACGUCCAAGGACCAUUUGUUUCGGGGCUUAACACCAGAUGACGCAGACGAUUGUCUGCCGCAAGUCAAGACCAGAGUUGUACUUGUUGGAGAUGCUGGAAGCAAUGAAGAGCUUGUGAAAACAUUGGAGGCCAUCAAAGUAAUGGAGGUCCCUGUGGUAAAGAUUAAAGGAGGAGUUCCAGGCACUGAGUUGAUCAAAUCAAUAGUUAAUAUGGACAUUAAUGUGCCUUGCAUUAAGACGGACAACGUGAGGGAGUUUGGAGAUGGAGAGAACACCGAGUUUGAGACAGUCUUUGUGCUGACGGACUUUCGGUCACCUGACUACAGUUACUUGUACAAGAACGAUAACCGAAUCGUGGGUCCGCCACUCAUUCGAUACUGCGCGGCUAGAGAGGAGCCUUUGCCCUUCUCCUCUCGACCACUGUACUCCACCACCAUGCUGAACCUCGUGCUCUGCUUCACCGGCUUUCGUAAGAAAGAGGAAGUUGUGACUUUGGUCAGCCUGGUGCAUCACAUGGGGGGCACCAUUCGCAAGGACUUCAGCUCCAAAGUCACCCACCUCAUAGCAUGUUCAACUCACGGAGAGAAGUACAGGCUGGCGGUGUGUAUGGGCACGCCAAUCCUUACCCCAGACUGGAUCCAUAACUCCUGGGAACAGAGGGACAAGGUGGACUUCAAUGCGGGAGACGAGGAGUUCCGCAAUGAAUUCAAAGUCCCUCCUUUCCAAGACUGCGUGCUCAGUUUCCUGGGCUUCUCUGAGGAAGAGAGGAAGAACAUGGAGGAGAGGACGCUGAGGCAUGGUGGCCGUUUCUUGGAUGUCGGAGAUGAGAAGUGCACCCACCUGGUAGUAGAGGACAACUCUGUUAAAGAGCUUCCUCUCUUGCCACCAAAAAGAUUGUACAUUGUAAAGCAGGAGUGGUUCUGGGGAAGUAUACAGAUGGAUGGCAGAGCAGGAGAAUCAAUGUAUUUAUAUGAAAAGCCAGACGGCCCUGCCAUGCAGAAGUGCGUGUCCCUGCUGUCCCUCAGCACGCCCUACAGCCACCACAAGAAACGGCGCCUCAGGGAGACGCUGGCCCAGCUGACCAAAGAGACGGAGAUCUCCCCCUUCCCUCCCCGCAAGAGGCCGUCAGGGGAGCACCCGGCAUCCAUAGGCUCCCUGCUGGACAUCUCCAACACGCCUGAGUCCGGAAAAUCUCCUGGAGAACUGUCCAGGCCACUGAAGAGCGUGGGGGCCCCCCCGAAGCCGUCAGCGAGAUGGCAGGUCUCCAAGGAGCUGUACCAGACUGAGAGCAACUACGUGGGCAUCCUCACAACAAUCCUACAGCUGUUUAAGUAUCCACUGGAGAAAGAGGGACUAGUUGGAGGUCCAAUUCUGGCUCAAGAGGAAAUCAAGACCAUUUUUGGUAGCAUCCCAGAUAUAUAUGAAGUACAUACAAGGAUAAAGGCAGAUCUGGAAGAGCUGGUCAUUAACUGGUCGGAGGAGAAAAGUGUUGGCGAUAUCAUUCUCAAAUAUUCCAAAGACUUGGUUAAGGCUUACCCACAGUUUGUCAACUUCUUUGAGAUGAGCAAAGAGACCAUUGUAAGAUGUGAGAGGCAGAAACCGAGAUUCCACGCCUUCCUGAAGAUCAAUCAGGCGAAGCCGGAGUGUGGGCGACAGACGCUGGCGGAGCUGCUGAUUCGCCCGGUGCAGCGGUUGCCAAGCGUCGUUCUCCUCCUCAACGAUAUAAAGAAGCACACUCCAGAGGACAAUCCCGAUAAGGUCACCUUGGAAAAAGCCGUGGAAUCGCUCAAGGAGGUUAUGACCCACAUAAAUGAGGACAAGAGGAAGACAGAGGGACAGAAACAGAUCUUCGACGUUGUUUACGAAGUCGAUGGUUGUCCAGCAAACCUCCUGUCCUCGCAUCGCAGCCUGGUCCAGCGGGUAGAGACGGUUGCUUUAGGGGACAAACCCUGUGACCGCGGGGAUCACGUGACCUUGUUUCUGUUCAGCGACUGCCUGGAGAUCGCCAGGAGGAGGCACAAGGGGAUCGGAACGUUCCGGAGCCCGCUGGUCCAGGCGCGCGCCCCGGCCCCGCUCAAGCAUGUCGCCCUCAUGCCCUUGUCCCAGAUCCGGAGGGUACUGGAUCUGCGGGACACGGAUGAGUGCAGGAACGCCUUCGCCCUGCUGGUGCACCUGCCCACCGAACAGGACCACCUGCUGUUCAGCUUCCAGCUGACAGCCCAGGACGUGGCGAAGGCGGCCUGGCUUAGGACACUGUGCCGGCAGGUGGCCAACACCAUCUGCAAGGCCGACGCGGAUGUGCUGAUAAAGUGUGCCGAUCCUGACUCCCUCCAAGUGAACACAAAGGACGUUGACAGCACCUUGAGUCGAGCGUCCAGAGCCAUCAAAAAGACAUCAAAAAAGGUCACGAGAGCAUUUUCGUUCACCAAAACGCCUAAACGGGCGAUCCAGAGGGCCCUCAUGGCCACCAGCUCCCCUGACGACCCUGAACUCAAGAGCCACCUUUCUGCUCUCCAUUCCCCAUCCAUGGUUGACCUUCCGUCGAUGUUCGAGAGGAAAUACCUAAGUUACAGUCGGUCUACAAGUCACCUCUUAUGA